CGGGCUCUGGUCACCGCCCUCGCUAGUGCCCUGAGCCCUGCUGAUGGCGCCCCCGGCAUGGGUGACCCCUGCCCGCCCGCAUCGCCCAAGGCAUCCAUCGCCAACCCUGCUCCUACAACGCCAGAGACAUAUAAUCCUCCCCGUCCGCUGCCACCAUGGCCUCUCCUCCCCCAGGACACUAUACCACCAAAAGGUUUAAAGACUCCCGGAUCCCCAGCUGCUGGACUCUGACCACCACAACCAGAGUACCCAAACACCACUGCACACCAGUCCCUCUUCUAGGGACACCCACUUCACCAUACGAAUCCUUGGCACCACCAUCACGUUGGCGUCCAAGCCCCGGUCCAUCCUCAAGAAUUCACCGACUACCACCAGAAUGCCGUCCAUAUCCCGUCAGCACCCCAUGCCGACCGUCAUCCACUCCAAGUCCUCAUCCUCCUCCUCCAAGAAGGAGCGAGUGGUGGGCUUCCUCAAGGAUCCCGUGAGCGCUGUCUCGCGUCCCAUGAGCGACAACGAAAACUGGGCACUCUCUGACUUCGAGAUGCACGCCCAGCGCUGCACCUACUGCCACGACCCGUACGAGGUCCACCGCAACCACGACCAGCUCUGCGAGAUUGGCCAUCGUCUUGCCCAGGAGGUCGCCGUCUUCCUCUACAACCGCGACGGCGAGACCUACAGCACCGUCGAGGAAAACAACAAGCUCGUCCAUGUCGAGAUCCCUGCCGGCUUCACCCAGGUCCGCGAUCUGCUGAGAGCCAUCGAGCGCAGUCUCCGACACCGAUCGCGGACCCCAUUCGUCUCCAUGGACCGCACCUACUACGUUGCUGCUCGCGUCCCCGCCCGAACCCACUCAGUCAAGAUCGAGCAGGGGCCCAAGACCAAGACCAAGUCGCGGCCGAAGGCCGAAAUCGUCGACUGGCCGUCUUCCAAGCCCACAGUCACCACCGAAGUCAACAACUCGCGGCACUCCAAGCGCGGCUCGCUCUACGAGCAAGACCUGGCCAUCCAACGACGCAACGCCAAGCAGUACACCGUAGAAGUCCGAGAGCCGUCCGGCCGACGCUCCGGCUACUACAGGUGAAGCACAUUCGAAUCUUCUACGUUUCUCUGCGAUUAUCCACGAACUCUCUACGCCAAUACGACGAGCCACCACCCACGCUACGCGGACGCUGAACAAGCCUCUCCGCAUCUAUCUACCGCUGCUCGAAAUCGACUCAGCACAAACAAGUCUGAUCUUCUCUGGUCCUUGUUUUGCGCUUGCUUCCAGGAACAAGCAUUGCGUUUUGCUGUUUAGAACACGGGGAAUGGGAUGGAUUUUUGGGCAUUCCAUAGCAAAUGCCGGGACCUCCACCUGAGAAGGGUGUUGAGGGGGGG
Trematosphaeria pertusa is the source of this 1374-nucleotide messenger RNA. RefSeq lists its product as uncharacterized. The record is from RefSeq and is a predicted model, not a curated record. The transcript has a single exon. Bases 404 to 1081 code for a protein of 225 amino acids. NCBI's taxonomy places the organism in Eukaryota, Fungi, Ascomycota, Dothideomycetes, Pleosporales, Trematosphaeriaceae.